AUGGAUAUUUCCGAAGAUCUAACAAGGGAUUACCCUCCAAGACUUUACCCUGAAGGGAAAUCUAUUCUUGAAAACAAACUCAUUAAUACAAAUAGCCGUUUUGGGGAUAUCCAUAAACUUAGAGAAGGAAUUGGAAGCGAUGUGUGGGAUAAUCUAAAGACGUAUCGUGUUGGUUUGAUUGCUAGACUGUUUGAGAGCAAAAUGGUGUGGUUAAGCUUAAUUGAAUUUGGUGAGUUCACGGGUUUAAACACAAAUCCACUGCCAGAAGAAAGUUUUGAACCUGAUCCAGAGAAUUACAAAGCGUUGUGGGAGUUGUUGAACGUGCCGCUUGGGUACGGACCCAAGUUAGAUGAACUUACAAAGGCUUUAACGUCGUGUCGAAUGUGGAGUGCUGAUCAGCGGAAAUGUUGUUGCAACCACAAGGAGGGUCGUACACCUCUUAGCGGCUUCAAGGACGUGUUAAUGGUUUGGGCGUACGAAUCUGUCACAGUGUUCAGAGAGCUUUAUGGCAGAUUAGAGAGUCCAGGCGAAAUUCCGCUUUUGCGAUGGGGUGGAAGUCGUACGCGUGCUGCUAUUGCUACUACAAUAGCUAAGGAGAUUAGUGUUCAUGGAACGGUGCGUGUGAGGAAAAUGGUGAUGAAGGAGGGUCUAGAAGAGCUGUUUCCUCAGUGGGUAGAUGAAGCAGAUGACCCACAACUUGAUAACCUAAUUAAAGAUAUACAUGAAGAUAGGUUUGUUAGAGAUUUCUAUGUGCAAUCGAAUGAGAACAACAAACAAACGAAGGCUGUAGUUUCGUCAGAGGCUGAGCCACCCUCAAAGAAGCAGAAGAAAGAGAAGAAACAGAAGGAGGUGAAAAUCAAUGAGGUUGAAACUGUUGUUGUAGAGGUGAAGGAGAGUGCAGAGGAGAAGGAUCGUCGCGAAGCGGUUCUGCUGAACCUAGUUGCUCAAAUCGCGAGUAUGGACCAAAAAUUUGACUCGAGAUUAACAGAAUAUGACACCAAAUUAGGAGAUUUUUCCCGAGGUAUUUUGGAUACCAUUGGAGAUACAGUGAAGUCAACAGUUGAAGACCGUCUCAGAGUUUUGGGGGUUGUAGAAAGUGCCCAAAACGUGACGGUCUCAGAAGAAAACCGACAGCCAGAGCCCAGUAGUGGUCAAACUGCAUCCCCUGUGAAGGUCAACCAAUCGCAAAAGACCCCUGAUAAAGGCUAUUCUGACAAGAAUCUGGCAGAUUAUAUUGCUAAAGCUGAUGCGAAAGGUAUGAGAGCAAAGCUGAAUUCGAAGCUUGUCAGGGAUGAGGCUGGUGGGGUGAAAAAGCACUUGAAUUAUGCGUUUGGUAAUGCCGAUGCAACAAAGGCUGAUUUGGUCUCUGGUUCUCCUGGUAAAGAACCACCAUUUGGACGCGGUUGUAGGGGUAAAAGAAAAAACUUAGCGGCUGAUUCGGAGAGUGAUGAAGCUGAGUUAAGGAAGAAGCAGAAGCAAGAAGAAGCUGAGUUGAGGAGGAAGAAGAAGCAAGAAGAAGUUGAGGAGAGGAAGAAUAAGCGAGAAGAGGCUGAGUUACAGAAGAAGCUGAAGAAAGAAGAGGCUGAGUUACAGAAGAAACUGAAGAAAGAAGAGGUUGAGUUAAAGAAGAAGAAGAAGCAAGAAGAGUCUGACUUAAAUAAGGAUAUUUCUGGUUCAAAAGGAUCUCGCAGUGGUACAAUAAGAAUAACCAUUCCGACUAGGCAAAGUGAGGCGAAAACAGACGAACUGUUGCCGGAAUCUGAUGUGGAGGAAGAUGAGAGGAAAAGGUGUGGAAGAAUAAAGGAGUAUCGGCUGAAAGCUGUUCAAUUAUCUCCAGAUGGGUCUCAAAGGAGUGCGGAAUUUGGUCCUCCUGUACCAUUUCCCCACAUCGGAGACAAUGUAACGACGUGCAUGAGAAAGGGUAUUUCACCUUCACCUGCAAUAUAUGAUCCCCUAGGACCUGUUGAUCCGGUUAAAAGGGAGAAUCUUUUGCAACACCUAAAGCCACACGAAGAAAUUCGACAUGGAGGAGCUGACGAGGAAAUUGAGUUCUACAGAAUCCUCAUCACUCCAAGACCUUGGCCAAAGGAUAAAUAUGGAUGGCUGGAUCAAUGUCAUAUUGCUGCGUAUAUUAGAAUCCUCAUUCAAAGGUCCAAACAAGAUCCCAGCCCAUUCUGGUCCAAUCGCAUUGCCUUUGUAGACUCUUGGUUCCUUGGAUUAUGGGUUCACGAUUAUACAUCGUCUGAAGGCAAAAUGGAAUGGUCGCCGUCGAAAUUCAGAGGAACUGGUUACAAGAAGUUAGUAAACGGUUUGAUCCCCAGCGACAUUCAGACGAAGUUGCAGUGGUUUACAGAUGUAGAUCACUUGUACGGAGUGCUUAAUACUGGCGGCGAUCAUUGGGUGGGGUUUCACGUGGAUCUGCAUAAACAGAAGAUUGAUUGCUAUGAUUCAGUCGUUGGACAGAACGAAUUGAGAGGCGAAUGUGGAGUGUAUGCAUUGAAGCUCGUCGAGUGUCUAGCGCUUGGUGUAGCUUUCGAUGGGAUAUCGGAUGAAAAUAUUCAAGGUCUGAGAAUGAAGAUGGCAGCAGAUGUAUUCGAUGAAGGAACCAAUAUUUUGGCUGGGGCGUUUGGCGAUGAUUGA
Molecule: messenger RNA, 2640 nt
Organism: Raphanus sativus (radish)
Lineage: Eukaryota; Viridiplantae; Streptophyta; Magnoliopsida; Brassicales; Brassicaceae
Exons: 7
Coding region: 1-2640 (879 amino acids)
Biological process (GO): proteolysis
Molecular function (GO): cysteine-type peptidase activity
Source: RefSeq, a predicted model, not a curated record